Molecule: messenger RNA, 954 nt
Organism: Rhinocladiella mackenziei CBS 650.93
Lineage: Eukaryota; Fungi; Ascomycota; Eurotiomycetes; Chaetothyriales; Herpotrichiellaceae
Product: ribosomal protein S15
Exons: 2
Coding region: 1-954 (317 amino acids)
Biological process (GO): translation
Cellular component (GO): ribosome
Molecular function (GO): structural constituent of ribosome
Source: RefSeq, a predicted model, not a curated record
AUGCCUCCACGCGCAUCACCCGCCGUGACGAGCAGUAUCUUUAACCUAACCAGCCUCCUCCAAAGCUUGCCAUCUGUGUCACGCAAUCAAGCCUUGACAAAAUGUUCGACGUGCCUCUUCUCAACCACAGCUCCCCUGGAAGCAAAGCGUGCCAAAAAGCGCAAGGUCCGUAAACACACCGACCCGUACCGAUUAGCCCAGGCGCGACAGCGUAAAUCCGCAAACGAAGCACGACAAAAAGUGUUGCAAACCGAGCGGAAGUUGGCAAUGGGCGACCCUAUCCGAUCACGGCCAACGCCAUUUGUCAACUCUCUGCGCUCCAAUACCUCCGUAGAAACCAUCAAAGAGUCAUAUUUGAAUUACUUCCUCAAGAAAGAAGAUAUGGACAAGUCGUUGGAAUACUCGAAAUGGCUCACGGAACCCCUGCCGGAACCCAACCCCAUUGAAGGGGUACCAUACAACCUAGCCGACAAGAUCCAAAAACAUGCGGCCUCACACGAGAACGCAUCGAAAGCUUUAUUGGCCAUUGCAGCCUUGGAAAAUGGCAGCAGCAAAGAUCGCACGCGAGUGAAUAUUCAAAGGUGCAUUGAGGAGUUUGGCCGACACAAUACUGACGGCGUCCUGGCCCCCCGGCUUCAGGGCAAGUCAGCAUCUGGACAGACAUCGGUCGAAAGCGGAGACGAAAACGCGAUAAAGGUUCCCAAGCACGUCGGACAAGACACUGGUUCCUCAGAGGUCCAGAUCGCCAUUCUGACGGCUAAAAUCAACGUGCUUGCCGACAAUUUGCACAAGAAGGAUAAAGCCAACAAACGAAGCUUGCGACUUAUGGUGCACAGGAGGCAGAAAUUAAUGGCUUACCUGCGGAAGCAAGACAGAGGUGGCGCAAGAUGGCAAAAUUUGGUGGAGAAACUUGGACUCAGCGAUGCAAUGUGGAAAGGGGAGAUCAGCCUGUAA